This is a messenger RNA of Hibiscus syriacus, 649 nucleotides long. RefSeq names its product 60S ribosomal protein L19-1-like. NCBI's taxonomy places the organism in Eukaryota, Viridiplantae, Streptophyta, Magnoliopsida, Malvales, Malvaceae. Gene Ontology annotation, biological process: translation. The record is from RefSeq and is a predicted model, not a curated record. Gene Ontology annotation, molecular function: RNA binding; structural constituent of ribosome. The transcript has 2 exons. Gene Ontology annotation, cellular component: cytosolic large ribosomal subunit; ribosome. The coding region runs from base 35 to 613 and encodes 192 amino acids.
UAGAAGUUACAAGUGUGUGUGCAUAGCAGUAGCAAUGGUAUCAUUGAAGGUGCAGAAGCGGCUGGCUGCAAGCCUCCUCAACUGUGGAAAGGCAAAAUUAUGGCUCGACCCCUCCGAGGCCCUUCUUAUCUCCGUGGCCAAUUCCCGUAUGGACAUAAGAAGGCUUGUGAAGGAUAGUGUUAUUAUCAAAAAGCCUAACGUAAGUCGCUCAGGAUGGAGACACAGGAAAGGCAAUCCCAGGAGAGAAGGAUACGGCAAGAGAAAGGGAACAAGGGAAGCAAGGCUACCAUCCAAGCUUUUGUGGAUGAGAAGAUGUCGUGUCCUCAGGCGACUCCUUCGGAAGUAUAGGGAAAUGAAGAAGAUCGAUAAGCACAUGCACCAUGAAAUGUAUCUGAAAGCCAAGGGAAGCGUUUUCAAGCACAAACGUGCACUUCUUGAGACCCUUCAUAAGGCUAAGGGUGAUAACGAUCCCAAGUUUCAUUUUGAUCAGAUUAUAGCUGUUAAAACCAUGGGUAAGUCAGGUACCAAGGAGAAUAGGAUUCCAUGGAGGAACCAAAAUUUGAAUCCAUCAAUGGAAGUUAUGAAUGCGUUUAAUAAUGUUAAUUUAGUUUGAAAGUUUGUGUACAAAUAAAGUCGAUGUAAUUAUGCU